Messenger RNA from Oncorhynchus mykiss (rainbow trout), 10525 nucleotides. It is a transcript of the gene plxna1a, whose product is annotated as plexin A1a. Gene Ontology annotation, biological process: regulation of cell migration; semaphorin-plexin signaling pathway. Gene Ontology annotation, cellular component: plasma membrane; semaphorin receptor complex. Lineage: Eukaryota; Metazoa; Chordata; Actinopteri; Salmoniformes; Salmonidae. Gene Ontology annotation, molecular function: semaphorin receptor activity; protein binding. The record is from RefSeq and is a predicted model, not a curated record.
CUGUGAGAAGCUCAAGACUCGGAACUCGGAGCUUUGGACGAGUAUCGUGACAGCCGUGGAAAUGUCUGCAAGUUUAAGAUUUUAAUCAUGCUGAGGAAAACAAACCCCAAGAUCACAAUUAUCCGGCUGGCGGCCGAGGCGCUGGGGUUGAUGUUAUAGACGACAGAGCAGAGACACAGAGCCCAGAGGACGCCAGGCCAGCGCUACUCCACCAUCCUUCCCUUCCUUUAGCCUGGUGUAGGACAGCCACAGCUUCAGUAGAGGAAAAGGAACGCAGACACACACCCAGAAACCUCUCCUCACCUAGCAGAGCCCAACAUGACCUCCCACCCCACCCCACCCCUGGGAGGCCCUCUUCUUCCCUUCCUCCUCCUGCUGUCGGGGGUGUUCGCCACCACCCCCAGCGACCUCAGGUCCUUCUCCCCUCCAGAGGGGGGGCUCACACACCUGGUGGUCCACAACAAGACAGGUGAGGUGUAUCUGGGAGCCGUCAACUGGAUCUUCAAGCUGUCCAGCAACCUGACCAAGCUGCGUAGCCACGUUACAGGCCCUGUGGUGGACAACGAGAAGUGUUAUCCCCCUCCUGGGGUCCAGUCCUGCCCCCACGAGCUGACCCAGAUCAGCAACGUCAACAAGCUACUGCUGCUGGACUACGGUCAGAACCGCCUGAUCGCCUGCGGCAGCACCUCCCAGGGAAUCUGCCAGUUCCUCAGGCUGGACGACCUGUUCAAGUUGGGUGAGCCCCACCACCGUAAGGAGCACUACCUGUCCAGCGUGGCCGAGGCUGGCACCAUGUCUGGGGUGGUCAUUGGUGGAGAUGCGGCCGGAAGCGGAGGAGAGGCCGGCAAGCUGUUUGUGGGCACGCCCAUCGACGGCAAGUCGGAGUACUUCCCCACGCUCUCCAGCCGCAAGCUGAUGGACAACGAGGAGAAUGCCGACAUGUUCAGCUUCGUCUACCAGGAUGAGUUUGUCUCCUCGCAGCUCAAGAUCCCCUCGGACACGCUCUCCAAGUUCCCCGCCUUCGACAUCUACUACAUCUACGGCUUCAGCAGCGAGCAGUUUGUCUACUAUCUGACCCUGCAGCUGGAUACCCAGCUCACCUCGCCCGACGCCAGCGGGGAGCAGUUCUUCACCUCUAAGAUCGUCCGUCUCUGCGUGGACGACCCCAAGUUCUACUCCUACGUGGAGUUCCCCAUCGGCUGCACCAAGGACGGGGUGGAGUAUCGUCUGGUGCAGGACGCCUACCUCAGCCGACCCGGGACCAAGCUGGCGCGCUCACUGGGCAUCUCAGAGCAGGAGGAGGUGCUGUUCACGGUGUUUGCCCAGGGCCAGAAGAACCGGGCCAAGCCCCCCAAGGAGUCAGCCCUGUGCCUGUUCACCCUGCGCCGCAUCAAGGAGAAGAUCAAGGAGCGCAUCCAGUCCUGCUAUAGAGGAGAGGGGAAACUGUCACUUCCCUGGCUGCUCAACAAGGAACUAGCCUGCAUCAACUCACCACUCCAAAUAGACGAUAACUUCUGUGGGCAGGACUUCAACCAGCCCCUGGGGGGGACCAGUACCAUCGAGGGUAUGCCUCUGUUCGUGGACAAGGACGAUGGUAUGACGUCGGUGGCAGCCUAUGAAUACCGCGGCCACACUGUGGCCUUCGCCGGCACACGCAGCGGACGUAUUAAGAAGAUCCUGGUGAACUCUGUCAACCAACCUGCCAUACUGUAUGAGAACGUGACGGUGAGCGAGGGGAGUCCCAUCCACAGAGACCUGCUCUUCAGCCCAGACCACCAGCACAUCUAUGCCCUCACAGACAAACAGGUGAGCCGUGUUCCAGUGGAGAGCUGUGAGCAGUACUCCUCCUGCAGCGGCUGCCUGGGGUCAGGAGAUCCCCACUGUGGCUGGUGUGUCCUCCACAAUGUGUGUUCCAGGAAGGAUCGUUGUGAGAGGGCUGAUGAGCCUCAGCGUUUUGCCUCCCGAGUGGAGCAGUGUGUCAAACUCAGUGUCCAGCCUGGAAACAUCUCUGUCACCAUGUCUGAAGUGCAGCUGGUGCUGCAGGCCCAGAAUGUGCCUAACCUUUCGGCAGGGGUCAACUGCUCCUUUGAGGACUACACUGAGACAGAGGGACGCAUCUUUGGGGGACGCAUUUACUGCCUGUCCCCUUCCACACGAGAGGUCGCCCCCAUCACACGCAACCAGGGGGACAAGCGCACUGUGAAGCUGUAUCUGAAGUCUAAGGAGACAGGAAAGAAGUUUGCCAGUGUAGACUUUGUGUUCUACAACUGCAGUGUGCACCAAUCGUGUCUGUCAUGUGUCAAUGGCUCGUUCCCCUGCCACUGGUGUAAAUACCGCCACAUGUGCACUCAGAACGCCAACGACUGCUCCUUCCAGGAGGGACGGGUGAACGUGUCAGAGGAGUGUCCCCAGAUCCUGCCAUCCACCCAGAUCUACAUCCCAGUGGGGGUGAUGAAGCCCAUCACCCUGCUGGCUAAGAACCUGCCUCAGCCCCAGUCUGGACAGAGGAACUACGAGUGUAUCUUCCACAUCCAGGGAGCCACCUACAGCGUCACCGCCCUGCGCUUCAACAGCACCAGCAUCCAGUGUCAGAAGACCUCGUACGACUAUGAGGGUAAUGAAAUCAGUGACCUGCCUGUGGAUCUCUCUGUGGUGUGGAAUGGCAACCAAGUCAUUGACAACCCCUUCAACAUACAAGCCCACCUGUAUAAGUGUUAUGCGCUGCGGGACAGCUGUGGGAUGUGUCUGAAGGCUGACCCCAGGUUCGAGUGUGGCUGGUGUGUUCAGGAGAAGAAGUGUUCUCUGAGACAGGAGUGUGCGCCACUGGAGAGUAGCUGGAUGCACGCCACCGCCGGCAACAGCCGCUGUACACACCCAAAGAUCACCAAGCUGUUUCCGGAGACAGGGCCGAGACAGGGGGGCACCAGACUGACCAUCACGGGGGAGAACCUGGGCCUACAGUUCAGGGACAUCCAGACAGGAGUGCGUCUGGGCAAGGUGCCCUGUAUCCCCAUCGAAGAGGAGUACAUCAGCUCGGAGAGAAUUGUGUGUUUGCUGAAUGACGCCACAGGCUACCGGGUGCAGGAGGCUAACGUGGAGGUGUGUGUGAGGGACUGCCUGGCAGACUACAGGGCCCUCUCACCCCGAGCAUUUACCUUCGUGACUCCCUUCUUCACGCGGGUGCUGCCUGCCCAGGGCCCUCUCUCAGGGGGCACCAGGAUCACCAUCGAGGGCAACCACCUCAACGCCGGCAGCUCUGUGUCUGUCAACAUCGGACGCCACCUCUGCCACUUCAAAAAGAGGAAUUCCCGGGAGAUAGUGUGUGUGACCCCAGCAGGGUUGACCCCAGGCAGCACACCAGUCAUGGUGGACAUUGACUCUGCAGAGCUGAGGAACCCAGAGGUCAAAUACAACUACACUGACGACCCCACCGUCCUGAGGAUCGAACCCGACUGGAGUAUCGCUAGUGGUGGAACCCUGUUGACCAUCAGCGGUACUAACCUAGCCACCAUCAGAGAGCCCAAGAUCAGAGCUAAGUAUGGCUCUGCCGAGUCUUUCCAUAACUGCACAGUGUUUAAUAACUCUGUGAUGGUGUGCCUGGCCCCGUCGGUUUCCGACUCCGAGAGGGGCUUCUCAGACACGGGCAGUGGGCCGGAUGAGAUCGGCUUCUACAUGGACAACGUCCACGCUCUGAUGGUGGUCAACGAGACGUUCAGCUACUACCCCGACCCCGUGUUCGAACUCCUCAGCCCCACCGGGGUCCUGGAGCUAAAACCCACCUCACCUCUAAUCCUCAAGGGUCGUAACCUUAUCCCUGCGGCCCCUGGUAACUCCAGGUUGAACUACACAGUGUUCAUCGGGGAGACCCCCUGUGUGCUAACCCUCUCUGAAACCCAGCUGCUGUGUGAAUGGCCCAACCUCACAGGACAGCACAAAGUCACGGUCCGGGUGGGUGGGUUCGAGUACUCCCCUGGUACUCUCCAGAUCUACUCAGAUAGCCUGCUGACCCUGCCCGCCAUCAUCGGCAUCGGGGGAGGUGGUGGUCUGUUGCUAUUGGUCAUCAUCGCUGUGCUCAUCGCCUACAAGAGGAAGUCUCGCGAUGCUGACCGCACCCUGAAACGCCUGCAGCUGCAGAUGGACAACCUGGAGUCCAGAGUGGCCCUUGAAUGUAAAGAAGCCUUUGCAGAGCUGCAGACAGACAUCCAUGAGUUGACCCAGGAGCUGGACGGAGCUGGCAUCCCCUUCCUGGAGUACAGGACCUACGCCAUGCGGGUCCUGUUCCCUGGCAUCGAGGACCACCCCGUGCUCAAGGAGAUGGAGGUACGGGUCAAGGAGGUCCAGGCCAACCAGGAGAAGGCCCUGACUCUGUUUGGCCAGCUCCUCACCAAGAAGCACUUCCUGUUGACUUUCAUCCGCACCCUGGAGGCGCAGCGCUCCUUCUCCAUGCGUGACCGUGGCAACGUGGCGUCGCUCAUCAUGACUGCGCUGCAGGGGGAGAUGGAGUACGCCACGGGGGUCCUUAAACAGCUGCUCUCUGACCUCAUCGACAAGAACCUAGAGAGCAAGAACCACCCCAAGCUGCUGCUGCGCCGAACGGAAUCUGUCGCUGAGAAGAUGUUGACCAACUGGUUCACAUUCCUCUUGUACAAGUUCCUAAAGGAGUGUGCGGGCGAGCCUCUCUUCAUGCUGUACUGUGCCAUGAAGCAGCAGAUGGAGAAGGGGCCUAUAGACUCCAUCACAGGAGAGGCGCGCUACUCCCUCAGUGAGGACAAGCUCAUCAGACAGCAGAUUGACUACAAGACCCUGACACUUCACUGUGUGAACCCGGAGAACGAGAACGCCCCCGAGGUGACGGUGAAGGGGCUGAACUGUGACACCAUCACCCAGGUGAAGGAGAAGCUGCUGGAUGCAGUGUACAAGGGCAGCCCCUACUCCCAGAGACCCAAGGCUGGGGACAUGGACCUGGAGUGGCGUCAGGGCAGGAUGGCCAGAAUCAUCCUUCAGGAUGAGGAUGUCACAACAAAGAUAGACAAUGACUGGAAACACCUCAACACACUGGCCCACUAUCAGGUGACGGACGGCUCAGUGAUCGCUCUGGUGCCAAAGCAGAACUCAGCCUACAACAUAUCCAACUCCUCUACCUUCACCAAGUCUCUCAGCAGAUAUGAGAGCAUGUUGCGGACAGCCAGCAGUCCAGACAGUCUGCGCUCCCGCACCCCCAUGAUCACCCCUGACCUGGAGAGUGGCACCAAGCUGUGGCACCUGGUCAAGAACCACGACCACUCUGACCAGCGCGAGGGCGACCGGGGCAGCAAGAUGGUCUCUGAGAUCUAUCUGACCCGUCUGCUCGCCACCAAGGGUACCUUACAGAAGUUUGUGGACGACCUGUUUGAGACCAUCUUCAGCACGGCCCACCGCGGCAGCGCCCUGCCUCUCGCCAUCAAGUACAUGUUUGACUUCCUGGACGAGCAGGCCGACAAACACUCCAUAUCAGACUCAGACGUACGGCACACCUGGAAGAGUAACUGUCUGCCUCUGCGGUUCUGGGUGAACGUGAUCAAGAACCCCCAGUUUGUGUUUGACAUCCAUAAGAACAGCAUCACAGAUGCUUGUCUGUCUGUGGUGGCCCAGACCUUCAUGGACUCUUGCUCCACAUCAGAACACAAGCUGGGCAAAGACUCGCCCUCUAACAAGCUGCUCUACGCAAAGGAUAUCCCCAACUACAAGAACUGGGUGGAGAGGUACUACUCCGACAUCUCCCGUAUGCCGGCCAUCAGUGACCAGGACAUGAGUGCCUACCUGGCUGAACAGUCCCGGCUGCACCUCAGCCAGUUCAACAGCAUGAGUGCCCUGCAUGAGAUCUACUCCUAUAUCAUCAAGUACAAAGAUGAGAUCCUGUCUUCGCUGCAGAAGGAUGAGCAGUCUCGCAGGCAGAGACUGCGCAGUAAGCUGGAGCAGGUCAUCGACACCAUGGCCCUGGCCAGCUGAGGAACGGCCCGCCACUGAGGGGCGGAGAGGGUUGCAGCAAGGCCUUCUCUCACUGACGCCAGCCCCUGACCCCCAACACAACGCAUUAGGACUGCAAGGACACAAGCAGUACACUGGAGACACACCAGAGUUAGGCCUGGGCUCCGGCCCAUCCAAACAACCCUUCAUUUAUAAACACGUAACGUCUGUCGCCCCGAGAAAGUGUCUUAUCAUAACGGUCUUCAUCACUGGUUUCAGUUUUUCUUCCGUGUUGAUCCAUCUACCCACAGCUGGGACUGUGAAGCAGCUGGCUAAAGAGGCCAGGAGAUAUAUAUAUAUAUAUCUCCUGUGGGGGGGGGCUAUGGAGAAAGGACUUCAUGUAUAUAGCUCCCCUCUCAAUGGAAGCUUCUGACGUGCCAGCGACUUCAUCUACUUUCAUGGACUUCAUUUUGAUUUUCAGAUCCUUUUUUUUGUUGUUGUGUGAUUUAGCUUUAGAUUUUGUGUUUUUAUCAACUACCUACUCUCUCCAGUGGUGUGUUUUUAUCAACUACCUACUCUCUCCAGUGGUGUGUUUUUAUCAACUACCCACUCUCUCCAGUGGUGUGUUUUUAUCAACUACCCACUCUCUCCAGUGGUGUGUUUUUAUCAACUACCCACUCUCUCCAGUGGUGUGUUUUUAUCAACUACCUACUCUCUCCAGUGGUGUGUUUUUAUCAACUACCCACUCUCUCCAGUGGUGUGUUUUUAUCAACUACCCACUCUCUCCAGUGGUGUGUUUUUAUCAACUACCUACUCUCUCCAGUGGUGUGUUUUUAUCAACUACCUACUCUCUCCAGUGGUGUGUUUUUAUCAACUACCUACUCUCUCCAGUGGUGUGUUUUUAUCAACUACCUACUCUCUCCAGUGGUGUGUUUUUAUCAACUACCCACUCUCUCCAGUGGUGUGUUUUUAUCAACUACCUACUCUCUCCAGUGGUGUGUUUUUAUCAACUACCCACUCUCUCCAGUGGUGUGUUUUUAUCAACUACCCACUCUCUCCAGUGGUGUGUUUUUAUCAACUACCCACUCUCUCCAGUGGUGUGUUUUUAUCAACUACCUACUCUCUCCAGUGGUGUGUUUUUAUCAACUACCUACUCUCUCCAGUGGUGUGUUUUUAUCAACUACCCACUCUCUCCAGUGGUGUGUUUUUAUCAACUACCUACUCUCUCCAGUGGUGUGUUUUUAUCAACUACCCACUCUCUCCAGUGGUGUGUUUUUAUCAACUACCUACUCUCUCCAGUGGUGUGUUUUUAUCAACUACCCACUCUCUCCAGUGGUGUGUUUUUAUCAACUACCCACUCUCUCCAGUGGUGUGUUUUUAUCAACUACCCACUCUCUCCAGUGGUGUGUUUUUAUCAACUACCUACUCUCUCCAGUGGUGUGUUUUUAUCAACUACCCACUCUCUCCAGUGGUGUGUUUUUAUCAACUACCUACUCUCUCCAGUGGUGUGCCACUUGUGUUACUGCUGAAUUUGCACAAUUUACAAAAAAGCUAAAUCAAAAGAAGAGGAUAUAUAAAUAUAUAUAGAUAUAUAAAUACAACUUCAUUUUUAAAGAAACAAAUGAAAAUAGUCAAAGUUUUCCAUUUUAAUGUACAGAAUACUUUGAAAGAAAAGGAUUUGUUAUUUCAAAGAGUGAACUAUGAAAACAAGAGGAAACCUUGUCCUGUGCCAUGUUUUAUUUCAAUGUUGUUUAGUGCAAAGACGUUUUCUUUAGAUCAAAUGUGCUAUGAUUAAAAUGUUGUCAUGCCUCGUGACUGAACAGUAAAAAAAAAAAGUUAAAUGACAAAAAAAAAUAGAAGAAAAUCAACAAAUCGUAAAGUUUUGGGGCCUUUCCUGUCUUGGGAGAACAUAUGUUUUAAUAGUCCUGGAAAUACCGUAGCUGUUUGGUGUUCCGGUAUUUAACACAACCACAGUGCUAUUGUGGCUUUUAGAAAGACCAAAGGCUCGGUUUUGUAUACCACUCUGGGGAAUGAAAACAGCCUUCUGUGUUAGCCACCUGGAUGAGCAGCCCUCUUGGUUGCUCCCAUGACCAUGCACACCUCUGUGCACAGGCUCCAGACCACAGUGAAGUAGAUAACUUUAGUUCUGGGACCUCAAGGUUUUUUGGAAGGCAAAUAUCAUGGCUUACAGUACAGUGAUGUUGUGGGCUUUGCUGUACAACAGAAGUCAGACACCACAGAAGGAUUCAUUGGACUUUAGCACCACGCUAAAUGUAGCAAAGGUUUAAUUCACCCACUACCCUUUUAAAGGCUUCAUGAAGUUCCACCUGCUAUCUCUCCUCAGGUUCCUCAGAUACUGUAGAUCACUGUGUUAGAGUUACAGUCUUACAGACUGUCAUGGUAGACACUGAGGAAGAGGUUUGCAGACAAAGAUGAGAGAAGUUCAUAGGUAAAGCUUUGAGCGAGCGAAGGGUAAUCCCUCAUGAUUUGAACCCCACAUGAGAGCAAGUACUGUCACUCUAGUGACUUCAACAUUCAACAGUUCUAUUUUAGUGUAAUUAAAUAGAUGGUUUCUUUGUUAUUGUUGAUCUGUUGAAGUGGUGAAAGUUGUAUGAGUUUGUGUGUUUGUACUCUGCAGCAACCAAACAAUGGUUAGUGCUAGCAGAGUAGAUCUCCCAGGGUUUCCCUUACGUUCCGUAACAGCAUCUGUGACGAGCGUCAUCCGACCGGAAAAAGAGGACUUUUAAAGCGCCAAGGAAGGUGCACAUUCAGUGUUGUCUUUCCUUUGUUUUUCAGUCUGCUGUGAAGAUGGAAAAAAAAACAGUGAAAAAUAUGUUGAAAUGCAAACACCUGUGAUGUGUGACAAGAUGAUGAGAUGUAGCUCAGUCUUUGUGAGUGUUUUUAACUGGGCGAAGGUUUUUUGUUUCCUCAGAAAUCUGAUACUUUUGUGAAAUGCAUCGUCUCCCUUUAACAUGUUACACCGAUUCCCUUUCGGUCAUGUACAAAAACAAGAAGCUUCAUUCCUUUCCCUUGUCCUCUGAGAGUAGAGAUACAGUAUGGCUGGCUAGAAGAAAGACACAGAUACAUUUCUGAGAAACUUCUGAAAUAUUUAGGUCAGUUCUCCAGUGAGAGCCGUGUGGAUCACACAGACUACAGAUGUGAUAUGUAACCUUCCAUCCCAUCCAUCUAUCCGAGAUCAGGAUUCAACCAAUGUGGUGGGAUUUAAUGAAAAUGAAAAGUCUCUCCUAAAUGUAUUUACUUAAAAUGUUUUGUUUAAUGUGAUAUUCAAAUUCCUCCUAAUCAGUUAGGAGUAGGACUUCUUAACACAUCCUAUAUUUGAUUAGACAUUUACAUUUUCUGAAAAUAUAUGGAUAUUUAGUAUUCAUGUUUCACCUCAGUGUCCUGCAGGGCUGUUACUCUCAUCUUCCUCCUCUCUUGGUCAUCCUCCAAUACGGACAACCUCUCCUUUCCUUUCCAGCUCAGGCCAGCUCAGGCCUGUCCUAGUGUUGGCAACUCAAUGAAGUUCAAUACCGCACCCUACAGCCAAUCCCUCCCUCCCCACCCGACCAAACACAUAGGGCUGGAAUCGCUGUAUGUACUGUACUUGAUAUCGGAGAGCAGGGCAUACAGACUAGUUUAUGAAAUUCUUAACUUAAACAGAGUUAUAUGCUGGUUACUGUUUUUUUCCAAACCAGAGAAGGUAGUGGAGGAUCGGCAUUGACUUGACCACUUUUCUGUUCAUUCACCCUAUUUGGGAUGGUUUGAGAUAUUUUUAAACUGCUACUAUGUUCUUCUGUUAAGCAUCUUUUAUUCCCUGAUUGAGCACAUUUGUUUAGUGGAUGGAAAAUGUUGCUGUGUGCUGCCUCCCUCCCGCCACACACACUAGGCUUUGAUGACUGUGAUUGUAAAACAGCUGGUUGCAUUUUAAAGUCUCAGGAUGGUUCUCCUGCUUUGAUGUCGUUUGGCUCUUCUGUUAUUUAAGUGAGAGGUUUCUGAUGAUGAUGAUGAUUAGGAUCUUGGGGGGGAUUAUGGAUACGUGUAGUAAACUUACUCUAUGGAGUAUAUCAACAGUUAUAUUGUAUGUACUGGGGCAGUUGGUCUCAUGUUUUCUUUUUAUUUUAUGUUAUUUUAUUUUACUAUGCUACUUGUUGUGUGAAGAUGACAAGAAAGAGGCUUCGCUACAGAACUCCUUUGAAGAAAACCGUACUUAUUUUGUCUCGUCUCCCUGCCGUAGUGAGUUGGGUGGAAGAUGGAGAGGAAAGCCAGAGGGAGAGAUCCAGAUGCUGUUUGAUGAACACAGAGCUUUCACUUUGCACAUAGUGCCUUGUCAGCUCCCCCUCCCCUUCCCACAACCCUCUACGACCCCUCCAUUACCCACAAUCCACCACCUUACCAUGCCCACUCAAAACACUGUCACAGGUUCCCCACUCUGCCGCCACACCAGUGAACAACUUCUAUCCUUGUCCUCCUGAUUCCCUCUUUUGGUUUGUUUUAAUUAUGGCGUAUUGGAAAGCAGUUCCUUUUUUCAAAGUACAUUUAAAAAGGCUUAGGAGCAUACAUUAAAAUAUGUAGACACAAA